Messenger RNA from Cylindrotheca closterium, 1896 nucleotides. The record is from the annotation of a GenBank genome assembly. NCBI's taxonomy places the organism in Eukaryota, Bacillariophyta, Bacillariophyceae, Bacillariales, Bacillariaceae.
AUGCAUCUUCGGGUAGAUGGCAUCCAAGAGAGUCCAAGCCUUGCAUGGUCAAGCAACGAACCAGUUUCAGUUGAGAAUGAGAGCAAUGCCAAGCGGGUGUCAGAGGCAUCAUUGCCAAGCAACUGCCGCAACCACAAGUCAAUAAAGUGGUGGUUGAGAAUCAAAGGUAUCUUCCAACGACGUUUCGGAUCUGAUUCUCAUCAAGAGUCCCCAUCUUCUUCUUCGAACAAUGCCGCCCAUUCUCACAUGUCAUCCGGGAAUUCACGACGACGACGUUCCAGGUCAACACGGAUUGGUCGAAGAAAAAGUGAAUUCCAUGACAAGAAUGGGGAACUGACAGAUCAAGCUGAAGGGCGCCCUUCUAACAACGAAUCGAAUAGUAACCGAACAGGGCCACUACAGUCAACAGGCACGAAAAAUCAGAGGAAAGCAAUGUCUGUCCGAAGCAAAAGCCAGUCGAGUGACGACAGCGAUUCAAUUACCAAGGAUUGCGAAUAUGGACAUCCCAUGAACCCACAUAUCGUGAUUCAUAGCUUACCAUUGACAAAGAAAGUUGUAAGGGCAGUAAAUCGACACUGGUCGAGAAUCAACAUGGCCAAUGAAAUAUCCAAUGGCAUUUGCAGCAAUGAUUCGGCGUCAUCAAUAUCAUCUGAAGAAUCAUCGCCCCCAUUGUCUCCAAGAUCCCUCUCAUUGCACCACAAUCAAUGCAACCGAGAUCCAAAAGCACUGCAAACUUUGCUCCAAUCUUUUUCAAAAGAUGCCAAACCUGCUGCUCGGAAGCUACUGCGACCAAGAACUACUAGUUCAACGACGCAAUCAACUAACUCAGAGUCUUCCUUGAAAUCCUUAAGUUUAUGUUGGAAUGGAAUCGGAACAAGUGCUUCAGUUUUGGAAAUGCUGGCUCAACAACUUGCCCCACUGUCGCCACAACUGGAAGAGCUCAAGCUCUGCGGAAACCCACUCGGAAUUGGCAGUGGCGGGUUUGAAUCGUUGUUUCGUACAGGUCGGCUUCACACCAUCCAAGAUGUACAUUUGUCCGACUGUGACCUUGGUAGCAACAGUAGCAAGAAUGGAUACUCGUCGAUGAAAAUUCUGGCAAAGUAUCUUUCGCAGCCGUCCUGUGAAAUCCAAACGCUGAAUCUUAAAAUGAAUGGAAUUGAUUCUCGUGGGGCUCAAAUUCUCGCACAAGGAAUUGCUCAGAACGAGUCCCUUCAAGUUUUGCAAUUGGACUGUAACUCCAUUCAACGAGAUGGUGUAAAUGCCAUUCUUGAUGCCAUGAUCAGCAAUCCCAAGUCCGCUCUCGUUGAACUAUCCAUUUGUGCCAAUCUUGUUAGCUCCGAGUGCGUCCGUGUGAUUGGACAGAAACUGCACCAAACCCAACUGAAGACACUCCGUCUAAACCAUAACGAUUUGGGCGAUGAAGGCGUCGAACUACUGCUUCCAGCAUUGCGAAGUAAUGAUGGGAUCAAUACAGUUGGUAGUUCAUGCUUGGAGGAACUACAUUUGUGUUCCAACAAUCUCUCCAACAAGAGCAUCCUGGCGCUUGCACACACGCUCCAAUCCAAUGCUUGUCUCAAGAAACUCUAUUUGACGGGGAAUACAGCCAUUACAAGACGCAGCGUCUCCACCUUUGUAGACAUGCUGCGUGGUCGCAAUUCCACUUUAAUGAAGGUGGACAUUUUGGAAGAUACCUAUGACAAUCAUUUGAUUCAUAGCAAGUUGGACUAUUUCUGCCAAACCAAUCACUACGCUUCGGUCAUGGUUGGUGGGAAAAUUCACGAAUCCCUUUGGCCUGCCUUGUUGGGCAACACCAAACGUCCCGACAUUGUGUUCUUUCUGCUCCAACGCAAGCCUGAUCUCAUUGGUCCCUUUCAUUGUCAUGUACAAAAUGAUUAG